This is a messenger RNA of Synchytrium microbalum, 1170 nucleotides long. RefSeq lists its product as uncharacterized. The record is from RefSeq and is a predicted model, not a curated record. NCBI's taxonomy places the organism in Eukaryota, Fungi, Chytridiomycota, Chytridiomycetes, Synchytriales, Synchytriaceae. The transcript is spliced from 7 exons. Gene Ontology annotation, biological process: regulation of transcription by RNA polymerase II; regulation of cyclin-dependent protein serine/threonine kinase activity. Bases 1 to 1170 code for a protein of 389 amino acids. Gene Ontology annotation, molecular function: cyclin-dependent protein serine/threonine kinase regulator activity. Gene Ontology annotation, cellular component: nucleus; transcription factor TFIIK complex.
AUGGACAAGCAGCUGUAUGAGCAGUCCACCCAGUAUCGGCAUUGGCGGAGGACAUCGUCUGAGUUACUUCAGAUCCGGCAAGAUACACACUUGCAAGCUGUCGAGCGAGUAACAUUGUUGCUAAAAGAUGAAUUGAGACACAAGAACUCUAUUUCCGCUGAUGAGUUGCCAUCUCCUCCCACAUCACAGCAAAUUCACAAUGUCGUCAAGUUUUUCGAGCAUGGAGCACACAACUUUAGUGAGCACUUUCGUAACCUCAACAAGGAAACCAAUAAGAAUUGGUCAGACCGGGCCACUGCGAUCAUCUUUCUCAAACGAUGGGCGCUAUACAACUCGUUGAUCGACCAUGAUCAGAAGCUACUUCCGGCGACCUGCUUAUACUUGGCUCUGAAAUGUGAAAAUGUACCUAUCGCUCGUGACGAAUACCUACUCGCUCUAGGCAAAACAGCACCCUCAGCCGAACAAUUGCUCGACUACGAAGGACGCAUCUUGCAAGGAAUCGGAUUUGAAUUGAGUGUUCGACAUCCAUUCUGGCCAUUGAAGGGGUUUUAUAUCAAAUUGCAUGAGUAUAUACAAGCCACAGCACCAGCCAUGCUUCAUUCAAGUCACUUUGGAAACCUAUCGAAAUCAUAUGCUGAAGCUCAUCGCCUGGUUUUGGCUUCUUCAUUGACGGAUCUGUACUUUACACAUUGGCCAGCACAGAUUGCUCUUAUUUGCUUGCGAGUUGCUUGUAAACGUCACUUUUUAGAGGAUGUUAUGCAGCAGUAUAUGCAAAACAUUGAACUAGCAAGCCUGGCCAUUGAAGAGGAAGAAAGGACACCAGAGCAAACUCUAUUACAACAGACGCAGAAACAAGAAGCGCUCUUGGAAUUGAUGAAGGAUGCAGAACAUCAAAUACUAGAAGUCGAACCACUCAUCACUCCCUCACACCCAAAACACCUGGAUGCAAUAUCCGCACUUCGUAAAGUUGCAUCAGAAGCCAAUAAGGCUAUUAGACCGUAUUUGAGUCCGUUGCUGGAUGCGAAUAGCUACUCAUCUAAACGAGUAAAGGAAGAAGCAGAGCAAGAGCGUGAACGUAAAAGAAUGAAAAAGAAUGCUGGCUUUCAACUCAAGAAUGAAGCGUUCAGUAAUGUGUUUGGGGCAAUUGAUGUAGAGAAGGGAGCAGAGUAA